Messenger RNA from Diabrotica balteata, 258 nucleotides. Lineage: Eukaryota; Metazoa; Arthropoda; Insecta; Coleoptera; Chrysomelidae. The record is from the annotation of a GenBank genome assembly.
AUGGCCCUUGAAAAAAUAAAAGAAGUUAUAACAUCUACUUAUAACAGUAAAAUAGCAGGAACCAACGAAAUUGCAGCAGAAAUCUCGGACGAUGACCGCAUGUCCCUGACGACGGCAGUCUCCGAUGAAGAUGACGGUGAGAGCGUUAUGAACUCUCCUUACAAGGCGAAACAAACUGGCACUGCUGCUGCUUCGUUCAACUGCACAGGCGCCGUCAGAAAAGCAGGCGUCGAUUUAGGACAGAUGUCCAACAACUGA